AUGCCUCUUGUCGUUCCUCAUCUCGGACCCCGGGUCAUCCUUGGGCUGAUGACCUUUGGCCCUGACGAAAAGGCCGGGGCACGUAUCACCUCUCUAGACGAGUUUCAGAAAUGCUUAGAUUUUCUGACGGCGAAUAAUUGUUUUGAGAUUGAUACUGCUCGUGUGUAUGUUGAAGGUCAACAGGAAGCCUUCACUGCACGGGCUGGCUGGAAGGAGCGCGGUCUUCAGAUUGCAACCAAGUGGUACCCCCGAAACCCUGGCGAUCAUAAGCCAGGCGUUCUCCGGCGCAAUCUGGAGACCUCUCUGAAGGAGCUGCAGACUGACUGCGUCGAUAUCUUCUACUUGCAUGCCGCUGAUCGUUCUGUACCGUUUUCCGAAACGUUGCAGGCGGUAAAUGACUUGCAUAAAGAAGGAAAAUUCGUGCAACUAGGGCUAAGUAAUUACACGGCCUUUGAGGUUGCCGAGAUCGUCACCAUGUGUCACGAGCGCGGCUGGGUGCGCCCGACAGUCUACCAGGCAAUGUAUAACGCAAUCACACGCUCCAUCGAAGCCGAGCUAAUCCCGUGCUGCAGGCGAUAUGGAAUGGACAUUGUUGUAUAUAAUCCCCUUGCCGGAGGCAUUCUUUCUGGUAAGUACAAGACAGCCAACAUUCCGGCGGAGGGCAGAUAUAGCGAUGCCCAUGGCGUCACCGGAGACCUAUAUCGCAAUCGAUACUUCAAGGAUGCAACUUUCGACGCUCUCAGGGUCAUCGAGCCGGUAGCAGAGAAACAUGGUUUGACUUUAAUUGAAAUUGCUCUGCGAUGGCUAUGUCAUCACUCUGCCCUAGCUAUCAAGGAUGGUAACGAUGGCAUCAUCGUCGGCGUCAGCAGCCUAAAGCAGCUCGAGGAAAACAUGGCAGACAUCAAAAAGGGCGGCCCAUUGCCUGAUGAUGUGGUCGCUGCGCUAGAUGAAGCAUGGCUCCUUGCAAAGGCUACAACAGCAAACUACUGGCAUUUAGAUCUUAAAUAUACAUAUGAUACAACUAAGGCGUUGUUUGGCUCUUAG
Molecule: messenger RNA, 1044 nt
Organism: Ophidiomyces ophidiicola
Lineage: Eukaryota; Fungi; Ascomycota; Eurotiomycetes; Onygenales; Onygenaceae
Exons: 2
Coding region: 1-1044 (347 amino acids)
Source: RefSeq, a predicted model, not a curated record